This is a messenger RNA of Penicillium olsonii, 1674 nucleotides long. NCBI's taxonomy places the organism in Eukaryota, Fungi, Ascomycota, Eurotiomycetes, Eurotiales, Aspergillaceae. The record is from the annotation of a GenBank genome assembly.
AUGGGUAGCAUGGCCAAAAGACCAAACUUCCUCGUCAUCGUCGCCGAUGAUCUUGGCUUCAGUGAUAUCUCUCCCUAUGGAGGAGAGAUUCAAACCCCCAACCUUGCAAGGUUGGCAAAGGAAGGAAUCCGGAUGACCAACUUCCAUACUGCAUCUGCUUGCUCUCCGACUCGAUCUAUGCUGUUCUCUGGGACCGACAAUCAUAUUGCUGGACUCGGACAAAUGGCAGAGUUCAUGAGGUCAUUUGGCGACUACUUCAAAGACAAGCCGGGCUACGAGGGAUAUCUGAACUGGCGCGUGGCAGCAUUAUCUGAGAUCUUGCAGGACUCCGGAUACCACACGAUCAUGUCCGGAAAAUGGCACUUGGGAAUGACAAAGGAGCUUUCCCCUUACUCAAGAGGAUUCGACAAGAGCUUCUCCCUGUUGCCAGGGGCUAGCAACCACUACAACUAUGAACCGCAACUAGACGAUGGCGAAUUCCAAGCUCCAUGUUUGAACACUAACGGCUUUUGGAUGGAAGGCAGCGAAUAUGUAGAUCGUUCAACUGAUCUUCCGAAGGACUUUUAUUCGACUCGAACAUUCACCGAUAAAAUGAUUGGGUUCUUACAAGAGCGCACAGAGGAAGAGUCGCAGAAGCCAUUCUUUGCUUAUUUGCCAUAUACCGCACCCCACUGGCCUCUUCAAGCGCCCCGUGAGAUCAUUGAGAGAUACGCGGGUGUGUAUGAUGAUGGCCCUGAUGCCUUGACCCAGAAGCGACUUCGUCGCCUCAAGGAGCUGGGUUUGGUAGAUGAAGAUGUCGAUCAUUCUCCGCCCGUAGGGGCUCUUGGAAAAGACUGGGAAGAGAUGUCAGCAGAGGAGAAGAAGAUAUCUGCGCGCAAAAUGGAGGUCUUCGCGGCCAUGGUAGAACUGCUUGAUCAUAACAUUGGGCGAGUUAUUGACCAUCUUGAGUCAACUGGAGAGCUGGAAAACACCUUUGUCUUGUUCAUGUCUGAUAAUGGGGCUGAAGGUGCAGCCUUGGAAGCUCUCCCGCUCAUGGGUGGUGCACGAAUGAUGGGCGACAUCAUCACCAAGUAUUACAAAAACACAUUGGAUAAUAUUGGCGAUCCCGACUCAUUCGUUUGGUACGGUGCUCGCUGGGCUUGUGCUGCAACCGCCCCCUCUCGAGGCUUCAAGGGCUGGGUGACUGAAGGUGGCAUUCGUUGCCCCUGUGUGGUUCGAUAUCCGGCCUUUCAGACCAAACCGGAAGCUAUCACGACAUCCUUCACGACGGUCAUGGACAUCCUCCCCACCAUCCUCGAUUUGGCCGGAAUUGCCCAUCCCGGCACGCACUUCCGGGGACGUGCAGUUGUUGCCCCGAGAGGUCAAUCUUGGGUGUCGCACUUAGCUUCUGGUGAUCUCCAGAAGACAAGCGUUCAUAAGGAGGAUGUGCACAUCCACGGGUGGGAACUCUUCGGCCAGCGGGCGAUCCGCGAAGGGAAGUGGAAGGCUGUCUGGAUUGCGAAGCCUCGUGGAAAUGAUGAAUGGGAGCUCUUCGAUGUCGAAGCAGAUCCUUCCGAGUUGAAUGACGUUUCACAGACCAGGUCGGACGUUCUUGAUCGCCUGAUCCAGCACUGGGAACAGUACUAUGCGGAAACUGGUAUGGUGCAGACCCCGGCGUUUCAUCCAAGGAAGUAG